Molecule: messenger RNA, 858 nt
Organism: Fraxinus pennsylvanica
Lineage: Eukaryota; Viridiplantae; Streptophyta; Magnoliopsida; Lamiales; Oleaceae
Source: the annotation of a GenBank genome assembly
AUGAUCGAAUAUGGGGCGAUAGAAGAUGAACAAGUCGAUUGGGACCAUGUAAAUUUUCAUAUCUUUGAUGAGACCGCCGCCGAUGAAUUAUACCCUAAUUCUUCUCCCGAUUUGGGGUCGCUGCCGAUCGAGCAGUUUCAAUUGAACGAUAAUUCUAAUCAAGAGGAAUUGUUUGACGCCGGUGAGUUUUUGUCGGAUGUGCUUUUGGAUUCGCCUGCAGUGUCUGGUUGGGAUCAGGCUGGUGAAGUGAUUGAUGUUCCAAAAGCCAAGAAUUUGGAGGAGAAGGGCCAGGAGAAUCAGGCGGAUGUUCCGCCGGCGGAACAUAACGUUGUUGAUGUUGUAGAUGAUGAUGAUCCCAUUGCCAAAAAAAAGAAGAGGCAAAUCCGGAAUAGGGAUGCUGCAGUCAAAUCACGAGAGAGGAAGAAAAUGUAUGUGAGAGAUCUCGAGAUGAAGAGUAAGUACUAUGAAGCAGAAUGCAAGAGGCUCGGGAUGUUACUUCAGUGCUGUCUCGCCGAGAAUCAAACUUUACGCCUUUCCCUGCACAACAAGGCCUUUGAUGCUUCCGUGACCAGGCAGGAGUCUGCUGUGCUCUUGUUGGAAUCCCUGCUGUUGGGUUCCCUGCUUUGGUUCCUAGGCAUCAUAUGCCUGCUGAUUCUACAGGGCCAGCUCAAAUCAACUCUAGAAGCAGUUCUAGUGGGAAUCGUAGACAGCGAAAAGCAGGGAAAGGUCGCUCCAAGAAAGAGGGGAAUUGAGGUUUUCAGGGUUCCUGGAUUUCAAUCUUAUAUGAUUGGCAAGAGAUGCAAAGCUUCAAGAUCAAGGAUCAAAUUGCGAUUUACAGCUCUAUUAGUCUUCGUGUGA